UAGAGAAAAGCGCACACACGCGAAACGGUGUGUGCCGGCAGGGGCUGUCGCUUUGUACGUGUACGCGGGUACAGAUCGCUGAACGUCGUCGUCGUCGUCGUCGCCAGCCCACGAUAGUCUAUUUAACUUUGCGUCCAUGCGCACGAUCCGCUCAGUGUUUAGUAACGCUUCCUGCGAGCUAGAACUCGCCCGUCGACUGGUGAACGCGUGCGCGGUGCUCCAACGGACACGAUCGAAAACAGCUUUUUGCAGCUUUGGUUUGGUUUUUUUCGAAGCUCGGUGUUAAAGUGUUGGUAAGGCGACCGGUACAGUAGUAGCGCUUGACGGUAGUGUUCUUUAUUUCCGUGCAAGUGGCACUUCAUUGUAAAGCAGUUGCCAAAAACGUUACCCCGUGUUUGUUUACAAUCCCACGUGUGUGUGUGUUUGUGUAUGUGUCAAUGUAACAAAUUUUGCUCGGGUGAAGAAAAAACAACCACAGCCUGCUGCGUGCGUGUUUACAUGUGCCGAUUGUGUGAGGGUGCAAAAUGAUGAAGCGACACUAUUACGUGCAGAAAAUGAACAGCCAGGAACGGUUGGCCCACGAAUCGGCCGGCACGGAUACGGCCGGCAGCUACACCGUCACGGUGCCGUCGCGGGUUGAGGUGCCACCGACCGGGCCCGCUACCUUUACCUCCGUUCUGCAGCUGCCACCGAAAGCGUCCACCGUUGACUUUGGCACGGUUAAUAUUUACCAACAGCCGGACAGAGCGGGUAGCAAGGGUGGCCGGAUGGCGUCGGCGGCGGCGGCGUCGAAUAGUGCACCCUGUGGCAAGGUGCACGAUCCGUCCUUCGACGAUAAGAGCGAUAACAGCAGCAAUCUGAGCGCGACGGCCAACGACGAGGACAGCGAUAUCAUAUCCGAGUACAUCGGGCAUUACGGCCGGUGGCAGUUCGGGUGGACGUUCCUGUUGUGCCUGUUCCAGAUACCGACGACGUUUCACAUCUUCUGUCUGGUGUUUCAGGCCGCCCAACGAGACUUUUGGUGCGCCCGGCCGGAUCAUCUCGCCGCCAUCCCGCUGGAGCUGUGGCGCAAUCUCACGCAGACGGCCACCGCCAGCCAGUGCAGCGUUCGGGCCGCACCGUACGAACAUCUGACGGUGGACAGCAUCCUGGACCACUUCCAGCGUGCAGCGUCGAACGCGUCCGAGGGCGAGCUGGAAAUGGCCUGCAGCAGCGGGUACGAGUAUGACGAUACGAUCUACGGCCAAACGAUCAUUGCCGAGUUUGGGCUGGUGUGCGAUCGGGCCCAUCUGAUGAGCAUCGUGGAGAUGUGCUUUCUGGCCGGGGCGGCCCUCGGGAGCGUCGGCAGCGGCUGGAUUUCCGAUCAGUUCGGCAGGCGGCACACACUGAUGGGGUUUGCUCUGCUUCAGGGUGUGACAGGCUUCGCACUCGGAUUUGUGACGUCGCUCGAGCUGUACAUGGCCCUGCGCGUGGUGAUCGGCUUUGCCUCGAUGUCGGUCGCGGUGGUCAGCUUCGUGUUGGUGGUCGAGCUGGUAAGCGGCCGGUACCGUACGAUCAUCGGCAUCCUCAACAUACUUCCGGUGGCCUUGGCCUACAUACUGGCCGCGGGUAUCGCUUACGUGGCGCGCGACUGGCGCACCAUGCAGUUCGCGAUCACGCUGCCCGGGCUGCUGCUCGUGACCAGCUGGUACUGGUGCCCGGAAUCGCCCCGCUGGCUGCUGGCCAAGGGCCGGCUCGACGAGCUGUGCCGGCUGCUGGAGCGGGCCGCCACCACCAACCAUCUGCAGCUGCCCGCCAACUAUCGGAAGGCACUGCAGGCCGAGGGUGAGGAUGCUAACGGCGGACAGGCGGAAGCCGCCAUCUCGGUCGGUGACGUAUUCCGGCGCAAGUUUAUCCGCACCACGCUCGUCAUGAUCGUCGUCUGGUUCGGGAUCAUACUGAUCUACUUCGGCAUUACGCUGCACCUGAGCAAUCUCGGUGGGGACAUCUAUCUGAACACGGUUAUUGCCGGUUCGGUCGAAGCGAUUGCCAUCUGUCUCAGCAUCGUGGUCGUGCUGAAGCUCGGCUUGCGGAUUAAUUUAUUCCUCUACAUGGUCGUGGCCGGAUUGUCCUGCAUCGUGAUGAACUUCGUGCCGGAUGGCAACCUCUGGCUGAUAAUUACGCUGGCGAUGGUCGUCAAGUGCUGUGUAGGAGCGUGUAACGCCAUCAUACCGACGUUUACCGCCUACCAGUAUCCGACCACGAUGCGCAACCUUGGCGUUGGGGUGGGAAAUUUCGCUGCCGGUGUGGCCCUUAUCAUCGUACCGUACCUGUGGCUGCUGGAACACGUUGAUCAGUACCUGCCGAUGACGAUCAUGGGUGUGUUCAGCAUUAUCGGUGCCCUAUCGCUGGCCAUCCUAAAGGACAAGCUCAGCCCAAAGUAUCGUCAGCGCAAGCAGGCGAAGCAGGCGUCGAUCUAUCAAAAUGCUGCCACCAUCAACGGUACGAAGCACCACGCGGCGAUGGAAAACGACGAUCCAAAACGGCGCCUGGGUUCGCACUUCCCGCACAGCACGGACGAUGGGGCCGGCAUCAGCAACAUCGGAUUUGCGCAGAACGAAAGCAUCUUUCUGUAAAGCUUUACAGUAAGACAUGCUCUCUCUCCCUCGUUUUCUCUCUCUCUCUUUCUCUCUAUUAGUAAAUAAUAGCGGGCAGGGGAUACAGUUUUCUGUAGCAAGUUCUAAUGCAGCUAGUUAAAUAGAUGGUACUACAAUCAGACUAGCGGAGCAAGUAGAAUCAAACCAUUGGGAACAGAUUUCAGCACACAAUUUAAAGCUAGUAUUUAAAUUUAGAUGCAACACAGUGUGACAUUCCGAUAACGAUGUGCAUUGAUAUUAUUCGUAAGUAAGCGAUUAGUAAGGCGGGAUCGCUCGCAGGUUGAGCAUACAGCAUUCAUGACAGUAUUUCGAACGGGUCAGGAUUUGGUGUACUAAAGCCCAAUGGGAAGUUAAAGGUUUCAUGGCGAACCAUAGAUUCCCAGAACCAGUUUACCGAGCGCGCAUGGGGAACAUACACGAUCGCAACACGAACAAAAAAAAAACGGCAACAUGUGAUAACAGAUGCUACAACCUUCCGAAUGAGGCACGAUUUCAUCGACCUACUUUAUUGAUAGUUAUUUGUAAGAUAUUUAAGUACUAAGGACAUCUGCAGCAGCAAGUAUUAUUGCAACCUUCACUACCUUUAGGGCAAAUAGGUACAGCAAGUAUUAGGCAACUCCGGGCUCUGCAUAAGGGUUAUGCAAGAUAGCUAAAGUAAGUGCAAUAUAACGGUGUUGUUGAACACGUUAGUGUAGUUUCUACCUAGUGCUACUGAUAUUCAAACCUGCUGGAAUAAAGUGGAUUAUUAUUGAA
This is a messenger RNA of Anopheles coluzzii, 3389 nucleotides long. RefSeq names its product organic cation transporter protein. Gene Ontology annotation, cellular component: membrane. The transcript is spliced from 7 exons. NCBI's taxonomy places the organism in Eukaryota, Metazoa, Arthropoda, Insecta, Diptera, Culicidae. The record is from RefSeq and is a predicted model, not a curated record. Gene Ontology annotation, molecular function: transmembrane transporter activity. Gene Ontology annotation, biological process: transmembrane transport. The coding region runs from base 525 to 2615 and encodes 696 amino acids.